CUGAUGGCUUCACCUACACCUUUGGCAUCUACUUCGUCCACCUGAUGCAUUAUUACCAGUCCACGGCAGCAGCAACCUCCUGGAUCGCCUCCAUUCUCGUGGGAGUUACCCUCGGCUCAGGUCCCAUCGCCGGCAUCCUAGUCAACAAGUUCGGAUGUCGUCUCGUCACCAUCGCCGGCGCUAUCCUGGCCUCCGCGGCUCUCUUCGUGUCUAUCUACGCCCCCAACGUUCAGACACUCUACAUCACCAUCGGUUUGGGAGCAGGUCUUGGCUUCGGGUUGAUCUACCUGCCGGCGAUCGUCUGCGUGACAGGUUACUUCGAGAAGAGAAGGUCCUUCGCUACGGGCAUCGCAGUGUGCGGCUCCGGCAUUGGCACCUUCGCCUUCUCGCCCUUCGUGGAGUACUUGAUCAAAGAACUCAGUUGGCAGAAUUCCCUGAUCAUAUUAUCAGGUAUAAUGCUUAACUGUGUCGUGUUUGGAGCACUCUUCAGGCCUCUCGAAGACAAUACUGCCCCCCAGAUAUGUGAGGAGGAUCCGGAAGCCCUAACCAACAGAGAUUCCCUCGUGUUGAAUGACAUGCCUAGGAUACAGUUCACAAGUGAUAAUAGUGAACUCAAGAAAAAUUUCAGUGAUGCCAACUUGGUUCUGCAAAGCCACACCCCAAGCAAUAUCCAGCGUAUUAGUUCUCAUGGCAACAUCAACCCCAUGCUUCAGAAUCUGAAAAAUGCUGAGGCAACAAGAAUGGCCGUGUUGCCUGUGCCUGAGAAGCAAGGAUUUAUUUCUGGUGGCCUGGAGAGCACCCACAGCCAAGCACGGAAGAGUGGCAGCUUGCCCUCGUCCCACCAUGGCUCAGGUCUCUUGUACCGCAAAGACAUCUUCUACAGGGGUUCUUUGCUCAACAUCCGGGAAUACAAACAGAAUCCAAGCAGUUAUAGGGCAUCUAUGGCCAGGCUCCCAGAUACAGAGGAGACACCCAGUGAAGUGGAAAAAGCAAAGUUGUGUGGAUGUGUGCCAUGCUCUAGGGAGACACGAGAUGCCAUGAAGAGCCUUAUGGAUUGGGAGCUUCUUGUUGAUGGAAUAUUCAUCCUCUUUGCCUUCUCCAACUUUUGUACAUCCAUUGGAUUCAAUGCCCCUUAUAUUUUCAUUGUGGAUCGCGCCCAACAGCUCGGUAUCCCUAACAAGGACUCCUCAUAUCUGUUGUCAGUCAUUGGCAUUUCUAAUACAGUGAGCCGUAUCUUGCUUGGUUAUAUUUCUGAUCAGCCUUGGGUCAAUCGCCUUUACCUCUACAAUAUAGCUCUCACCCUCUGUGGCAUUGGUACCUGUAUGAGCAUUUGGUUUUAUAGUUAUGCGUCCCAGAUCUUUUACGCAAUAGUCUUCGGAUCCAUGUCAGGCGCGUAUGUUGGACUGACAUCUGUUGUGCUUGUGGAUCUGUUGGGGAUGGAGAGACUCACAAAUGCCUUUGGUCUUCUCCUUAUGUUCCAAGGCAUUGCUUCUGUUUUGGGCCCACCGAUGUGUGGUGCACUCUUUGAUCUGACUGGCUCCUAUGACUACAGUUUCCUUCUUGCUGGCAGUAUGAUAGCUGUCUCAGGACUGAUGUUGUUCUUCAUCCCUUGCAUUUGGAGAAUUCAAGCCAAGAAGCUCGCCAAACAAGUUAACUCCAACACAGUGCAGUAAAUAGCCAAAAUUUUGGAAAAAAUGGCAUAAACUGAAUGUGCUUAUAGAGGUUGAUGAAGGCACAACUUAUUGUCAAAGCUGGGGAGGCGCUCAUUAAGAUUUUGCAAAACAGAUGGCUGUGUAGAAAAAAAGUACUAAUGCACUACAUUUUGUUUAGUGUGAAGGCUUUUAAAAGGAUUGAACAUCUGCUCUGCAUAAAUUUGAAAACUACUGUGCCAUUGAGCAGUUUUCUUCGGAUGUUUGUAUACUUCUCAUUUUCUUUUGUUUCAUUUUUAAAAUGAUUUUACAUUGUCUUAGAAAAUGAAUUUCAGGGUAUUCAUUAACACUAUUUGACAUCAGAUUCAUUAUAUCUCCUCAUUGGUAUUUCUUAAGCAGUCACUCAUAUUAAGCUUUCUUAAUCAGACUAUUAGAAAUAUUGGGACCAGAUUCUAUAUUUAGAUUUACAAAAAAAUCUUUGUUAGUAUGUAACUCAUUAAACAGAGACUGGCAUAUUUAGCCUCCUUAUGUGUGAUGUAGGACUAUCAAAGUAAAUAAUGGAAUUUUUGGUGCUAAUGUUAUGUCUUUGAGAUGUUUGUGAGAAUGCAAGACCCAUCGAGUUUGUAUACUCCUUGCAUAAUGCACUGAAGUCUUUUUUUUCUUUGUUUGAAAAUGUAAUUGAUUGGUAUGUAAAUAAUUAUUACCUUCUGUUGUAAAUCAUGCUAUGUUUGAGGGAAUAGGAAGAGGAAGAUCGAUAGAGAAUUAAUUGGUAUGUAAAUAAUUACUACCUUAAGUUGUAAAUCAUGCCAAGUUCGAGGAGACAGGAAGGUUGAUAGAAAACAUAUUGCUCUGUAUUGGAGUCAGUGCAUCAACCAUAUAAUUUUCUUGACUAAGCAGUGUAAUUGGGUAUAUGUUUGAUAACCAUUGAUAGCACAGCAUUUAAAUGAUGCUUCAUACAUAUUCCUUUUUUUUUUUUUUUGCAAUUCAUAUGCCUCAUUAUGAACAUUGUUAGUGUUAGAUAGGGAUUGAUCAUUUACAAGAUAGGUUUUUUUGUACUUCAUAUAUUCAUGUAGGGCUUUCAUUUCUCUUUCUGAAUAUCGUUUAUCUGUGUACUUAUUCAGUUUUUUUAUAUUUAUUUAAUGUCUUUCCCUGACAAUGUAGGUCUAGAUUUUUUUUAUCCAUAAGAUUAGAUGCAAAAAAACUCUUGAUUCAUUGGUGUGAAUGUAAAGGAAAAAGCAAUCGUUCUGUAACAAUUACUUCAUUUCAAUAUUAAAAUGAAGGGCUUUCUUUUGUGUGAUACAUAUAUAUAUAUAUA
Penaeus vannamei (Pacific white shrimp) is the source of this 2964-nucleotide messenger RNA. The record is from RefSeq and is a predicted model, not a curated record. NCBI's taxonomy places the organism in Eukaryota, Metazoa, Arthropoda, Malacostraca, Decapoda, Penaeidae.